UCACUCUGCUAAUUAAAAAGACCUAAAAAAUGCAAAAGAAUUGCUUUCAUCAUCUGUUUAUCGAAUGUGUGCUAUGUGUUUCUGAAGUGUUUUCAAAUUUUUUAGCAUUAAAAAAUUGCUAUAUUUCUUGUCUUACAAAAUAAAAUGCGUGCUGUAGUUCAAAGAUGUAAAAGCGCUAGUGUGAUAGUUGAUGACGAAGUUGUCAGCUCUAUAGAAAAUGGGAUAUGUGUUUUCAUAGGAAUUUCUCGAGAUGAUACAGGAAAAGAUAUUGAAUAUAUGAUACAGAAAUUGCUCAAUUUAAAAAUAUACCCAGAUGAGAAUGGAGAAAAAUGGUCUUGCAGUGUAAAGGAUAAACAAUAUGAAGUUUUGUUAAUCAGUCAGUUUUCUCUUUAUUGUAUCUUCAAAGGGACUAAGCCAAACUUUCAUUUAAGUAUGGAACAAAAUAUUGCUGAAAAAUGUUAUUCAGAUUUUGUUAAAGCUAUGAAACAAGCCUAUAGUGAUGAACAUGUAAAAGAUGGAAAAUUUGGAAUAAAACGCCAAAUUAAUGUUCAGCAUGAUGGGCCAGUUUUGAUAAAUUUAGAAUCUCCUAGAGAACCUGUGCUUGAACAAACACAGUCAGAAAAGCCAGAAGCAGACCAGUAAUAUUAGAUUAAGCAUUCAAAAUAUUUCCGCUUGGAACUUUUCAUUUAUACAGAGUUAUACCUAAUAAAGACAUAUUUUUUUUACCA
Molecule: messenger RNA, 728 nt
Organism: Stegodyphus dumicola
Lineage: Eukaryota; Metazoa; Arthropoda; Arachnida; Araneae; Eresidae
Product: D-aminoacyl-tRNA deacylase-like
Biological process (GO): tRNA metabolic process
Cellular component (GO): cytoplasm
Molecular function (GO): D-tyrosyl-tRNA(Tyr) deacylase activity
Source: RefSeq, a predicted model, not a curated record